Messenger RNA from Micropterus dolomieu (smallmouth bass), 5426 nucleotides. RefSeq names its product caskin-1-like. NCBI's taxonomy places the organism in Eukaryota, Metazoa, Chordata, Actinopteri, Centrarchiformes, Centrarchidae. Bases 637 to 4887 code for a protein of 1416 amino acids. The record is from RefSeq and is a predicted model, not a curated record. Gene Ontology annotation, molecular function: protein binding. The transcript has 23 exons.
CUUGUCCGCACGCACACGCGCAAACACGCGGACUGGGAUUACAACAACUGGAGUGGCGCGCGAACAAGUAGCUCGUGUUUAUGUAAUGCCAUAUGUGACUGGGAGUGUGUGUGUGUGUGUGUGUGUGCGCGCGCGCGCGCGCGCUGGAGCUGGCGCGAGCUGGUCCAGCACCGCCGCGGCGACAGCGGUCACACGUUAAACAUCAGCGACCCGUGCGUGUUAUUCUGCGGAUUGAAGAGGGCUCGUGCGGAUUUGACCCGUCAUAUAGGAGGGCGCUCGAGCUCCACCGGCACGCACGUAGCCUAGACCCGGUGAAAUCGUCACGCGGAUAGAAUCUGUGGAUUCUAUCGCGAGUGUGUUCCUGCGCGGCUGGAGAGCAUCCCGACAGAGCGCAAGGACCGGUCGGUCGGUCGGUGCGGGUCGGUAGACCGCGUGGAGGGGAGACAGAGAGGGGCUUGCGCUGCACUCCUGGCCGAAUCGGAGCAUCCCACUCCCGGCAGCAUCCAUCCCUCCGCGCCUCAGCGCCAGCGGGAGGCCCAGAGCGGCGGCAGGAUGUAGCAGCGGAUUAACGGAGGAGAGAGGGACGCUCAGAGGAAGAGAGCGGGACCGAGCAGACCGAGGAGGGACAGAGAGGACAUGGGGAAGGACCAGGAGCUGCUCCAGGCCGUAAAGACCGAGGACUUGCUGACAGCUCAGCGGCUUCUUCAGAGACCUCGGCCAGGCAAAGCCAAGCUCCUUGGAGCAGCAAAGCGGGUGAACGUCAACAUCCAGGAUGCAGAUGGGUUGUCACCGCUGCACCAUGCUGCUCUGAGUGGUAACAAGGAGCUGAUCUCUCUGCUAUUGGAGGCCCAGGCAGCAGUGGAUAUUAAAGACCAUAAAGGAAUGCGUCCUCUGCAUUACGCUGCAUGGCAGGGGAAGACUGAGCCAAUGAAAAUGCUGCUGAAGGCAGGCUCGUCAGUCAACGGACAGUCAGAUGAAGGACAGAUCCCCCUCCACCUAUCAGCUCAGCAUGGACACUAUGAUGGGUCGGAGAUGUUGCUACAACACCAAUCCAACCCGUGUAUCUCAGACUCAGCUGGCAAAACUCCAUUGGACCUCGCCUGUGAAUUUGGGCGCGUCGCAGUGGUCCAGCUCCUGCUCAGCAGUAAUAUGUGUGCAGCCAUGCUGGAACCAAAACCUUCCGACCCCAACGGAGUGUCACCUCUACAUCUCGCUGCCAAGAACGGACACAUUGAUGUCAUACGGUUGCUGAUUCAGGCUGGUAUAGAUAUCAACAGACAGUCUGAGUCUGGCACAGCGCUACAUCAGGCAGCCCUCUGUGGGAAGACAGAGGUAGUACGCCUGCUGCUGGAUAGCGGCAUCAGUGCAGGCGUGAGAAACACUCUGAGUCAAACUGCUCUGGACAUUGUUAACCAAUUCACCACCACACAGGCCAGCCGAGAGAUCAAACAACUACUGAGAGAUGCUUCAGCUGCGAUGCAGGUGCGAGCACUGAAGGAUUACUGCAACAACUACGACCUUACCAGCCUUAACAUCAAAGCUGGAGACAUUAUCACGGUUUUGGAGCAGCACUCUGAUGGCCGAUGGAAAGGCUGUAUUCACGACAACCGCACAGGAAAUGACCGUGUGGGCUACUUCCCCUCCAACAUGGUGGAAGUCAUCAAGAGGGCAGGUCACUCCCCCUCCCAGCAGUGCCACACCCUCCUGCUCCGCAGGCCCAACCCUUGUCCCAUUGCCUCGGUCAACGGACACUCAUACCCCCCCUCCAAAGUCCUCCCCCUGCAUCUGCCUCCCCCUCCUCCCUCUCACCCCAACACACAGUCCCUCCCUCGGUUCUCCUCCUUUGGGUACGUUCCUCUUCCCAUCUCUCCUCCUUCUCUGUCUACUCCUCCUCUGUCCACUCCUCCUCCUCCUCCUCUUCCUCCUCCUCUCUCCACUUCUCAGGAGCAGCAGAGUCAGACAGGUUCACGGACUGCAGAGCCGAGUCCUCAAGGCUCUCCAACUCUGGGACAGCAGAGCAGCACCAGCGAGGAUAUCUGGGUGCUACGCAAACCGUUGGCAGGUGGCGAGCGCAGUGGCAGUGUGGGCAGCAUCGGCAGUGUUCGUUCAUCAAGCAGCUUGCAGAGUUCUGGAAACACACAUGUUCUGACCACCCCCGCCCCCAGUCCACACCCGGCAACCACACCAGGAGUCAACACACAUGGCCUUAACGCUCCAGGCCUGCACGCACAAGCUGAAGGGGUCAAGCUCCUGGCCACCGUGCUGUCCCAGUCGGUAAAGGCUAAGGAGCAUCUCUUGGAGCAGUCGCAGUCUGUUGAGCAGUCAGCGAGCUCCUCCAGUUGCACAGUUCAUGAACAGCGGUCAUUUGAGCGGAAGGCAGAAGAGGACGAUGGGAAAAAGCAGGCAGUAGUGGCGUGGCUGGGUGAGUUUCAGCUGCAGUUCUACACCACCCACUUCCUCACCGCGGGAUAUGAUCUAGACACCAUUAGCCGCAUGACCCCUGAGGACCUGACGGCAAUUGGGGUCAUGAAGCCUGGACAUCGAAAGAAGUUAACAUCAGAGAUCAGCAAGCUUCCCUCCACAGACUGGCUGCCGGACCACAAGCCUGCCAAUCUGGCAGACUGGCUGUCUCACCUGGGUCUUAGUCAGUACUACCAGGUUCUGGUUCAGAAUGGGUAUGAAAACAUUGACUUCAUCUCUGACAUCAGCCUUGAGGAUCUGCAAGAGAUUGGUAUUACUAAGCUCGGCCAUCAGAAGAAGCUGAUGUUGGGAGUGAAGAGACUGAAGGAGAUACAGAGAGGAGAAAGUAUCUCUGAGCCUCCUCAGAGCCCCUCUACACCUCCAUCCAGCCCAGGUGGCAGCACCGGCUCAGAGCCACGGAGACAGGUGAGGAAGCAGAGGGACGGUGCCCCCAGCCCGCUGGCCAAACCUCGCCCAGGUCUUGCACAUUCACAAACCCCCCCACAAACUCCACCUCAGACUCCCCCGCAUGGCCGGACCCAGCAGGCCUCCCCCAGGGCUCAGCCACGUCCCUCCACCCAGAUGACAGCAACAGAUUCAUCAGUACCGCUGCUCCGUCUCCCCAGUGAGGAGGAAGAGCGACGGAGAACUCAUAGUCUAAUUGGCUCAGAAUCAGACUCUAGAUACGCCACCGUGUGCCGCAGCAGCUCCGCACAUACUGCCGCCCCUAAUGAUGUCACCGUCAACCGCAGCCAAUCAUCUGUCACGCUCCGCCCCCGUCGGAAAGGUCGGCCCCCGACACCACCUAAACGGUCUUGUUCUUCCAUUACUGGGGGUGACGGGGAGGGAGAGGGACAAGUGGAGGGGCUACUAGGUCUGCCAACCUAUCGAGAGCGGCGAGCCAGUGACUGCGGCAGCCUGGGAUCAGCAUUAAGAUCUCAGCACUCAGCGGGCCUGGAGAGAUCAGAGGGGGCUUCUGGGAGUGUUCGCAGCCUCGCCGCUAUGCUGGAGUCAUCCAUCGUGGGUGGAGCCAAAACCCUGCCAAGGAAUCUGGGAGGCAGCACCAGCUACCUACAGGUGAGUCCACCUACACUUCGUCGGCAGGCAGGCGCAGGGGGUCUUGGAUCUGAGGAAGAGGAUGUCUUAAUUCGCCGCAGGACCAUCAGUGGACUAGAAGGCCUCCCCAGUGAUCAGACUGACCUGUUAGCUCGACAACCGGCCCAGCAACGUCCGGAGCCACGGCCCCGCUCCACCGUAGUCCCCUUAGCAUCAGAGAUCACAGACAGCACAGCAACGCUCAGAAGGAAGCCUCGUCCUCUGCCAACAGACUCUGAAGCACCUGCAUCCGCGACCACCACUGUUGUUACCAUGACAACUGGUUCCGACACCAUCCGCAGGAGACCGCACACGCCCGACCAUACGGAAAGGGUCAGUCAAAGCAAUAACCAACCACACUCUCCCAGCAGUCAAACAGAUAGUAGCCGGAAGAACGGAGGUGAGCUGCCGCAGCAGAACGGCGGUGUGGUCCUGAGGCGGAGGCCCGUGUCUGAGGUCUCUGAUAGAACAGAGACCAGCAGAGAGAGCUGUGAGUGGAUGGAGGCUAGGAAGUCUCUGAAGCCACCAGUCUCACCCAAACCAUCCACGGUCACCCUGAAGAAGACACAAGCUGACCCUCCAACUCCGACUCGCAGGGUCCCCAUACCGGGGCCUGAUAACGCUGAGUUGGCACAGAGCCCUGAGCCGAAGCGUGUCCCUCCUCCUGUGUCCCCAAAACCCCGUGGACCUCCAACAGCACCCAAACCAGGCAAAGCAAUAGUAGUUUCAGCUACCGUGAGCCCAAGUCCUGCUGCUACCAGCCCAGCUGCAGGCAGCCCCACCCCGGCCCCCAAACCCUCCUCUCCUCCCUCUGCCGCCCCCCUUCCAGCUCCUGACACCCCUUCUGCUCCCUCCCUCUCUCCGGGACUCCCUCUUACUUCCCCCUCUCCAGCCCAGAGUCCCUCCACCCCCUCUCCACACCCUGUCAAACCUCCCCGCUCCUCCAUCGCCGGCCUCUCCAUCGACCUGCUGGGAGGACGGGAGGUGGAGGAGGAAGAGGAGAGGAGGAGAGAGGAAGAGGAGAGGAGGAGAGAGAGGGAGCACAAGAGGCACAAGGAGCAGGAGGAGGAGAAAAAGAGAGCAGAGGAAGAGAAUCUGAGAGAGGUGGAGGGUCAAGUAGAGGAAGAAGAGCAGGAGGAGGAGGUGCGGCAUCGUUUGGAGGAGACCAGUGCCUCCUUGGCGGCAGCUGUGCAGGCUGUAGAACAUAAAAUGAAAGAGGAGGACGCACAAAACGACUCUCUUUCCAGCAAGAAGACAACAGUCUCCAUCUUGGACGACAUCGGCAGCAUGUUUGACGACUUGGCAGACCAAUUGGAUGCAAUGCUCGACUGAUCUCCUGCCCACGCCUCACUCCCAGCAAGCCCUCUCCCUCUCCCCCCAUCAUGUCUUAUAGGUUGAUUUGUGAGUCCUAUAUCCCUGAAGUCCUGAUCCCUAAAGUCAAUCACCCUGUCUGCAGUCCUCCUGUAACCAUUGAGAAGCCUUGUACGAGCCCAUAUAAGCGCCCUCCUGUAAGCUGUGAUAAAUUGGCUCUGCUCCUCCUCGGCUCCCCAGUUUUCAGUGGUCCCCCAUGUAGGCCAGACAGAGGAUCAACCACCAGUGUUCAUCCCAAUGAAGAGUCCACUUGUAUUUUUAUGCUCUUUGAAAACAAAGAUAUAUUUGAGAGACAGAUGGUUCUAUGUGAAUAACAAUAAUAAUGAUGAUAAUUAUAGACAUUGAAUUGAGGUGAGCUGAUUGAGCCUGUACAUUUAUGGUUGAGUUCUGGAUGUGUUGUGACGGCUGUUGUGCCAUGGUUGGGUUUAGGUUGUGUUUUCUGCUGUGACGAUGCAUUCCUGUACAGCUGUGAUCAGAAUAAAUGUAUAAAUUAAACCUUA